Messenger RNA from Symbiodinium sp. CCMP2456, 672 nucleotides. The record is from the annotation of a GenBank genome assembly. NCBI's taxonomy places the organism in Eukaryota, Dinophyceae, Suessiales, Symbiodiniaceae.
AUGGACAUGGGCAACACCGAGGCCCAGCUGAUCAUUACAAAGUCGAAGUCGGCAGAGAUCAAGAGCGGCUAUGAGGAGCUCACCGUGAAGGAAAUGGUGAAAAAAGGUUUCAGUGCGACAAAGAUCGAGAACAUCGUCAGAAAGGGUGGAACCCCUGAUCCCGAUGCCCCUCACUGCCUCGAAUCCAUCGUUUACCUAUGCCGGAAGAAGAAGGACGUGGACGAGUCCGAGAAGAUUUCCCAGGUCGGACAAGUGAAAGCGAACAUCAAGGCCAAUGCUAAGGCCGUGGCCCCUUUGAUGCAUCUGACCGGAGCCCCGGUUCCAGUGGUCGCUGCGGCCUCGGGCACCACCGAUGCAGUUUUGCAGUAUGCUGCGAAUGCUUUUGCUUCGGGCACCGAGUCAGCAUUAAGCAAAGAGCUGAAGAAGGAGUACAAUGCGGCCAACAUCUGCUACGACCUGCCCAAGGACCACGAGUUGCGGGUGCAAAUGGAAAAGCAUAAGGGCGACCUGGAAAACCAAAUGGAUACGUUCGUGCUGUGGCGGCUGAGCUCCAGCGCAAGGCUGCUGAGUCGCAGGCGAAGAGUUGAAGCAGUCCUGUGUGGGAGGACUCUGGGGGCUAGGGCACCCCACCUCUACAUCGAAGGUUACAUAUACUAUACUAGCUGGUUAUAG